CUGUUUUUCAGAUUUUGCCUUCCUUUUAAAUAAUUCUGCAACCGAAUGCUUUGUCAUACUGUUACAGAAGAAAUCACUCAUGAUAUAGAGAAGAAGCCAUAUAUGUAAAGUGAAUUUUGCCACAAUUCACAAUACUUUUAGCAAAUGUCUUAACUGUUAGUUUCAUUUAUUAUUGUAACUGAAGGCCUUGGCAAUUAUAGGCAGCCUAUAAAUACAUGUAUACAAAUAUUAAAAAGUCCUUCCUCCAUGUGCAACCUUGUGAAAACCAUGGGCAGUAAUUGACCCUGGCUGUAUCAGAAACAUAUGGGUUCAAACUAUGUGUAUGCUGACAGUUUGAGUCUACUUCGUCCCCAGGACCUGAUACCAUGGGGAAAAAACCAAAGCCCUAUUCUGCAUUCUGUACACAGAAGUACUGAACCCAUGAGGAGGGUGAGCAUGCUGUGCCCUUUCCCUACUUUGUCACCCCCUACUGGUGGAGGACAGCUCUGAAGAAUCUGUAUUCUCCUAUAUCCAUACAGGCUCUCCAUGGGACUGAGAACACAACUUUCUGUGUUUUUGAUUAUGUGCAGAGCCUCUUGAAUACUCACAAAGUUGACUUCCAGAAAUAGAGAAGGCAGGGUUAGCACUUGGCUCUCCUCAUUUUUUCACUAUUCUGGAUGUAGAAUGCCUGAAUAGGGCUAGACAGAUGUGGUACAAGGCACAUUUCUCCGUUAUGCACUAUAGAUCAUGUAUGUUAUGAUAUACAAGACUAAUAGGUUCAAAAACUUGGAGUUCUACAGUUGAUUACAGGUUGAGAGAAUUUGAGCCUAUAUUAGAAUUUAGUCUUAGAAUGUAUUGGUGGAAAUAGUUCAUAAAUUGUUUAUUAAGUAUGUGUUGUGCAUAUAAGUCCCCUUCAUAAUGGCUUCAUGUGAAGACUCUCUAUGUUUUCACAUUAUAUAUAUAUUCUAUCUAUCUAUCUCUUUAGCAUUAUAUAUUGCACUCAUACUUUUAAAAAUGUGCUAACUUGUAUGUUGUUCUCAGAAAGUGAACUGCAGAAUAUGACAAUAAGUGAUCCCAGGAGGUGAUGCAUGGUAGUGGCAGAAGUACUGUGUAUAUGUUAACUGGGAUUAAGCCCUGCUGAACACAGUGGGACUGAGUUCUGAAUGAACAUAGAUACGGAUGCAUGUAGGAUUGCAAUAUUGUACAUAAGGAAGCUUCUGCCACAGACUCACUGGUUGACCUUAAUCUUUCCUUGUUCUACUAUUCUGUACUCCUUAUCAUUAUUCCUUAAUGGAAUAAUGAUACAGAUUUGUCAUACAGAGUUACGCUGAGAAUAGCUGUGUCAGGAGCUAGAUUCCCGCCCCCACCCCCGCUUGACUUUUCCCUUUGUACAAUGGGCAGUUCUUUGGCAAAAGUUAUUUAUUUCCAGUGUUCAUCCAGCAAGUUACAGCCAGCAAAGAAAAAUCUCUGAACAUGCACAGAGUAGUUUGUUGAACCCAAACUAGAAAUUAUUUCCAAGAACCUUCCUUUUGAGAAACCCUGGGCUCCACCCAUCUGGGAGUGCCUCUCUGGAGACAGGCAAGCCUCCAGCUUGUACAGAGGCCUUCUAGUUGGCUAGCCCUUCUUUCCUGAUGCCAUGUCAUGGGGGCAAGGAUUGGAGCAGACUCCUCUGGUUCCUUUCCCAUGUCCCCUUCUAGCACUUUCAGACUGUUUGGUUCCCACUGUCUGCCUGAACACCUGGGGAUAAGCUCUUCCUCCUCUGCUACCUCUUUCUGCAGAUCUCCUUUCCUAGGCCUCACUGCCUUAUCCGAAGAGUCUGUCACUCUGUCCUGAAACGUGCACCAAGAGCAACUGCCUCUUUCAUUCCCAGUGUGCUGAAUUAUUGAACUGUUUCAAACACUAAAGCCUCCUUCAUAAAUGCUGAGUUGCAUUAUCAGACAAAGUAUGAUACUCAGAGUUGCUGUGUAAAUUCCAAUGCUAAUAAUUCCCAAGAAUGUUACUCGACGCAGGAAAGAGACUCUACUCACCUUUAACACCCCAGAUUCAAACAUGUGGCUGUGCUCCAGCAAUACUGCCCAAGGAAACUUGAUGCUCAAUUGGACUUCUCAUAAUCAAUGGGGUAGUAGCUGCACGAGCUUCUGUUGACCCUUUCUUUCCACCCAGUUGUAGGAGUCCACUUUGUAGGAAUCCUUGGACUGGCAUGAGAAAGCAAUGACGGCAUUAAUAUGCACUAUCUGCGUGUUCAUAUUUAUGCAGAAGCAGAUCUCGCUGUGUUCAGUGACACUUAAGUAUGUGUGUAAGGCUUUCACAUUAACGCUCCAGAGUCAUGUAAUAAGAUUGUGGAAAAACUAGAACUCUGUCUCCUUGAUCCACACACCCAUCAUUUUUUCCCCCGUUGAGUUACAGAAUCAGGAAGAUCUCAGCUGAAAUUGUGAAGUAACUGGAAGCCUUCCAAGAUGUUGGAGGAAGAUAUGGAAGUUGCCAUCAAAGUGGUGGUGGUUGGAAAUGGAGCUGUUGGAAAAUCCAGUAUGAUCCAGAGAUAUUGCAAAGGAAUUUUUACAAAAGACUACAAGAAAACUAUUGGAGUUGAUUUCUUGGAAAGAGAAAUGCAAGUCAAUGAUGAAGAUGUCCGACUGAUGCUGUGGGACACAGCAGGUCAAGAAGAAUUUGAUGCUAUUACUAAAGCUUAUUACAGAGGAGCCCAAGCUUGUGUGCUUGUGUUUUCAACCAUUGAUAGAGAAUCUUUUGACGCAAUCCCUACCUGGAAAGAGAAAGUAGUAUCCGAAGUUGGUGACAUUCCUACAGUGCUUGUUCAGAAUAAGAUUGACCUCCUAGAUUAUUCCUGUAUAAAAAAUGAAGAAGCAGAAGCAUUGGCAAAAAAAUUAAAAUUAAGGUUCUAUCGAGCUUCUGUAAAGGAGGAUUUAAAUGUAACAGAAGUUUUUAAGUAUUUAGCUGAGAAGUAUCUGCAAAAACUCAAACAACGGAUAAUUGAAGAUCCAGAAAUAGUACACACAAGUAGUAACAGAAUUGGUGUCUUCAACACAGCAGGUGGAAGUCAUUCUGGCCAGAAUUCAAACUUGCUUAAUGGUGGUGAUGUCAUCAACCUUAGGCCAAACAAACAAAGGACCAAGAAAAACAGAAGCCCAUUUAGCAACUGCAGCAUACCUUGACACUGCUAUACAGAGAAAUCCCGGUCUGACACAGUUGUUCACCUCAAGUUUGUAAGGAACACAGCUGGCUGUAGAGAUGUUUUACCAGUGCUUUAGCAGAUGUUGCACGCAUUGGAUCCCACAUUAUAGUGGAUACUGCUGUUAAAAUGAAUUAUUGUUAUCGGUACAUGAGACCUCUGGUGGCACAGAAAUCAAACCAUUACCCCAUGCAUUUAUUUCACAUUGAAUACGACAACUUUCUGGUUGAAAGGUAUGAUAUAUUAAAGUGUACAGUAGGUUUCACUUCUUGAAAACAUAAAUGGAAAUCAGUUGUAUUCAUACUGUUCAAGAUAAUAUAGCUUUUCCUACAUAACAGAUCCUAUGGCUCAUUAGGAAGAUACUAAAAACUGAAACUGAAAUAAAUAUUUCAGUAAAUUAUUCAGUGCACAUUCCUGCAACAUUGGUGGUGCAAUAUUUGUAUAGCUUAUGAAUUUUAACUGCAAUUUAUAUACAUAUCUAGAAGCUUGGUCAAAGAUUCAGGCUAAUAAAACAGGUACUAUGUCUGGUUAUAGGUCUUAAUGGUACCUAAUGACAUGUGAGAAGUAUUUUUCAACUUUUGAGUGCAGCUUUCUCAAAUGGCACUCUGCAUAUUCACUUUCCCUUCACAGUGGGCCUUAACUUAAAAAAAUGUGUUGUGCCAAAACUUAAGUUUUAUGCUGCUACACUUAAGUAUUUUGGUUGGUUUUGUGUCACAAUAUACAUUCUAAAUUUUUCUGAGCAAACAGGUGAUAAACGGUACAGGCAAGCAGAACACAUCUAGUUGUUUGUUUAAAAAAAAUUGGAACUCUGUAAUGUGUACAUUACAGAAAACCAUGGUGAAAUAUGAGGAUACUUGUUUUCAAAAGGUUAAAAGUUAUUUUGAAGAAUUUCUUUAGUGUAUCUUGUAAUACGUGUUCUGCACCCAGGUAAAGGAGAUAAGGCCCCUUUAAAGAUGUGCCUGCUCUUAAUCGCACAGUGUGAAUGUAAGCCUGCAAUCUUAUGCUCACUUUCCUGGGUGUAAACCCCACCAAAUUCAUGGGGUUUACUCUGAGUAAACGUGUGUAGGAUCAAGCUGUUGUCCCCUUAAAGUUGAUGUACAUCCAUAUAAAAUGUUUACAAUCAGAAUGUUAACUUUUUUGACAAACAAAUCUCAUGCUGCAAGGUCAUUGUUAAACGUUAACCCUAGUUUCCUGUUGAUGCAUGUAUCUACAAUACUGAUUCUGUUUACAUGUUAUUGUGUAAUAGCUCCACAGUAUUUCUGUAAUAAUUCUUUGCCAGCAGCAAUUGUUCUGUUUCUAAGAAAUGUUAGAAUAUCAGUAGUUUAGGAGAAUAGUUGUUUUCAAAGGCAAUUAAUACGACGUGAAGCUCUACAGGCUGAAGUGUACAGUUCCUUUGGAUGAUGAGCUCUUCUUCAGAAUAUUACUUUUAAACAUCCAUAUUGAGUCUUUUAUGAGCUAUAAUCAACAUUGAAUUAUUCAUUUACUUAUGAGACCUUGUCACCAUAAGUCUGUAUAUUGUUAAUAUUUUUGGAGAGGUUUCUAACAUUCCAUGAAUUUAUAUAUAAUAAACCUAAAAUAUAUAUACA
Molecule: messenger RNA, 4752 nt
Organism: Varanus komodoensis (Komodo dragon)
Lineage: Eukaryota; Metazoa; Chordata; Lepidosauria; Squamata; Varanidae
Gene: RAB23
Product: RAB23, member RAS oncogene family
Exons: 6
Coding region: 2436-3149 (237 amino acids)
Molecular function (GO): GTPase activity; GTP binding
Source: RefSeq, a predicted model, not a curated record